Molecule: messenger RNA, 7138 nt
Organism: Nomia melanderi (Alkali bee)
Lineage: Eukaryota; Metazoa; Arthropoda; Insecta; Hymenoptera; Halictidae
Gene: Ehbp1
Product: Eps15 homology domain containing protein-binding protein 1
Molecular function (GO): protein binding
Source: RefSeq, a predicted model, not a curated record
AUCAAUAAGUAGAAAAGGUUUCGUCACGGUACGAGUUCAUUGUAAAACUUUUUGAUCUCGUGGUCGUGAUAUUUUUAGUGUGCUAGCAGGGAUGGUGUGUUUUGUGUAAGUGACACUGGAAACUUAGAAAUGAUAAUGAAACGUUUAAUACAUUGGAAUUAAAAGCAAAGUCCAAAACACUAUAAACAGACGAAUCUCGCUUUCAUUAUACGUAUUGGUGCAGUCAGAAAUGUCAGAUGCAUGAAUGAUUGCAGGACCUUGGACUUUUAAUUCUUUAAUUGUGUACAGUAAAAAAAAAGUAUCUGUACUACGCUCAGCGUAAACAGCUGAUCUCCUCGUGUUCGUAAUUUCUGUAUAAAAAUGUUACAAAACAUUACACGCGUCUACAAAUAAUUGUAAUAUAAACAACCUUUGAUACUUGUUAGAAAAAUACAGUUUAAUAAAACAUGAGUUCUGUUUGGAAACGUCUGCAGCGGGUAAACAAGAGAGCUGCCAAAUUUCAAUUCACUGUGUCAUAUCAUGAAGUCACUUUAGAAACAACAACGAAAUGGAAACCAAACAAAUUAAGUGUUGUGUGGACGAGACGUAGUAGAAGAGUAACUUCAGAACCUUUAGAUUGGGAACCAAACUUAAGUGACCCAUUGAAAGGUGUCAUUAGUUGGGCUGUUCCCGAUAAUCAUACAGUUUCUGUAACUUUGUUCAAAGAUCCAAGAACUCAUGAAUUAGAAGAUAAAGAUUGGACAUUUGUAAUUGAAGAUGUGUCUUCUACAGGUAAAAGGCGGCAUGUGGCUGCCACAAAUAUAAAUAUGAAAAAAUAUGCAACUUUAGAAUCUAGUCAACAACAACUUAAAUUAGACUUGAAACCAACUUCAAAAAAGAUUGUUAGCGCUUCAUUAGAAUGUACUUUAUCUUGUGUUUUCUUGAGAGAAGGAAAAGCAACAGAUGAAGAUAUGCAGAGUAUGGCUAGCUUAAUGUCAGUUAACAAUAAUAGUGAUAUAGCACCUUUAGAUGAUUUUGAUAAUGAAGAUAUACCUGAGGAUGUUGAAGAAGUAUCUGUAAAAAAUCUUGAUGAAAUCCUAGAUAUUUCUGCACAACUCGAUUUAAUGACAAGUAGUCUUACAGAAAGUGAAUUGCCUAGCACUCCUAUAAGUGUGGCAAGCUUAUCAAAGGACAAUACUACACCUGUAAACGAUAAUGACUACUUCAUUAGUGAUGUUAGUCUAAUAGGCAUUAUUAAAGACAAAUCAUCUUUGAAAGACACUGUUGCUGUUGAAAAUGAUAAAAACAUUGAACACAGUACAUUAAGAUUACCAUUGCAACCACUGGAACUAACAAGGAAUGAUACUGCUAUUCCUAGAUUAAAAGAAAUUACGCCAGGCCAGGAUUUAUUGGAAUGGUGUAAGGAUGUAACUAAAGAUUAUUCUGGUGUAAAAGUUACUAAUCUUACAACAUCUUGGAGAAACGGAAUGGCAUUUUGUGCAAUCAUACAUCAUUUUAGACCAGAUCUAAUAGAUAUAGAUUCGUUACUAUCACAUGAUGUAAAAGGUAACUGUAAGAAAGCAUUUGACGCUGGAGAAGCCCUUGGUAUACCUAGAGUUAUAGAACCAGCAGAUAUGGAUAUAUUAACUGUACCUGACAAGUUAGCUGUGAUGACAUAUUUAUAUCAGCUAAGAGCACAUUUCACUGGCCAUGAAUUAGAGGUACAUCAAAUAGGUAAAACUACAGAUGAAUCUUCGUAUAUGAUUGGUAGAUUUAAUACAGACAAUAAUUCGGACGUGAAUGUACAGUUGUUUAGCCAAGAAAUAAUUAAUUUGCAUAAAAAAGAUCAAAUGGAACAUAAAAGUAAUAAAAUGGAUAACAAUAGACGAUUGAAUCCCUUUGAUAAUAAAAAGGAGGAUGCCAAUAUGGAUUCAUUAAAAAAUAGAUUACAUUUGAAUUUAAAUACUGAUAAUCAGGAUUACGAUCAAUGCAAUAAGGAUAAAUCACCAUCUAGUGUUAAAGAUGUAAAAGACAUGAUAUUAGCUAGCUCAAAAAGUAUUCUAGAAAAGGUGUUAUCUCCAACUAAAGAAAAAUAUUUAUCUAAAGAAAAGAACAAAUCACCUCCAAGAGUACCACAAGUACAGCAACGUCCAAUAUUAAUGACUCGUCGACAAUUAACAGAUCCUUUUGGAUCGGAUGAGGAAGAGGAAAAUAUGCAAAUAGUCGAUGAAAAGUGGUCUCAAUCAGUUUCAGUUAACAAAUUACAGUCGCCUAUUCGAGAUGAUGCAACUGACAGGGGAAGUCGUGAUAGUACUGAAUAUCAGAGUGUAUCCUCACCUCACAGAGAGCAACGUUUUCAACAUCCAUUAGUCAGUCGGCAUGAUGAGUUAAGAGAACGUGCAAGGCAACUCUUAGAACAGGCCAGGAAUCAGACAAAAUCAGCUGAUUUUGUUUCUACCACCGCUAGUUCCAUCGAGGGUCAAAACGAUGAAGAAAGACAACAGCAGUUACGUGAGAGAGCAAGACGUUUAAUAGCAGAAGUAAAAAUGGGCGUUAAUGUUUCAUCAAAUCAAUUGAAUGAUGACAAUAACAGUGAUAGACGAUCGGUAGACGAUCAAAAUAACAGUCCAAGACGAAGCAUUACGCCAUCCACUCCUGGUGAUAGAUUUAGUACAAAGUCUGAGUACAACGGUAAUAUACUGGGAACUCCGGGUGUAAUAGAUGGUGACAAAAAGACUGGGUCUCCCUUAUACUCAUUUUCUAAAAUAAUAGAAAGAAUUUCACCAGACAAAACGAGUCCUGAUGGUACAUCAUAUACACUCAGAGGAUUGGGGAAGGAUAUGACAUCGUACAUUCAAAAUGAAUUAGAAGCAUUAGAAAGGGAGCAAACUCAAAUAGAUAUUCAAGCGGGUAAACUUGAAAAACAACUUCGCGCUGCAAUGGAAAGUGACAAUGAAGAAGAAACUGAAAGACUGAUGUCUCUGUGGUUCACUCUUGUGAACAAAAAGAAUGCGCUUUUAAGAAGACAAAUGCAAUUAAAUAUAUUAGAAAAAGAAGAUGACUUAGAACGUCGAUUUGAACUUUUAAAUCGUGAAUUAAGAAGUAUACUUGCAGUAGAAGAUUCAAGAAAGACGUCUGAACAAAAAAUGCGUGAAAAUUUACUUUUGGAAGAACUAGUUUCUAUUGUAAACAAAAGAGACGAACUAGUUCAUCAUCUUGAUACACAAGAAAGAGCUAUUGAGGAUGAUGACGAAAUAGAACGUGAUUUAUCUAGAGCUGGUUUAGCUCAACGAAAUAAAAAUUGCGUAGUACAAUGAAAACUUAAUUAUACCCUUGUUGUAACAGUAAACAACAGGUAUAUUUUAUCCUGAAUUUAAAUUCGACAUUUCACGAAGAUGAAAUGAGGAAAAUAUUUCCUUAAAUUAGCAAUUGCAGGUGUGGUCUAUUUUGCUGUGGAGUUGCCAAAGAAAAUAAAAAAUUUUUCAUGACGGUAAAACCAAGGAUUUCAUAAUCUGAAAGACAGUAAUAUUUAGAAACUUAUUUUUUACAAUGAAUUAUAUACCACUUAUAUAAUCAGUGUUUCAUAUUUAUAUAAAUUCAUUAUUAAGUAUGCAUCGACAUGCAACUAUUUCACAUAGUAGAAUCAAAUUUAAAUUGAGAACCGCCCUGUUGAAACAACCCCUGAAUAAAUGAAAUCUGUUAUGGUAUUAGGAACUUUAAAAAAUCUCACAUUUGGUUUGAAAAAGGCUAAUUUUCAUUUUAUAGAAAUAUAUUCAUACAUGUUCGAAUCAUUUCACAGAAAAAGGAAUAGUAAAACAGGACAGUAUUAAUUCCAUAUAAUUAUACCGCUUGCUUCAGGUUAUAGAAAGUUAUAAAUACUAUUUUGCGGUUAUUUCUGUAGCUCGUUUCUCGUUUUGCUGAUGUAAUCAAGAAAUGAUAAUUGAGUGGAUUGCAAAAGUUUAUGCAUUUAUUAUUAUUUAUAAAAUGCAGUAAAAUAAAAAUGGUUAUGAAGUCCAAUAUUGUUUGAAUGUUAAAAUGAACAUGAUAAAAUUUCGAUAAAAUAAAAUUUUAUCUAUUUUUUGUAUAAAGUAGUAUUUAUAAUCGCGAAUUUGCAUAAACAUACGCAGUCUAGUGAUGAGCGAGCGAAGACUAACAAUAGCCCCACGAUAUGAUGCAAACGGCAAUAUUUUUGGGAAGAAGACAACAAAUCAUAUUCACAAAGCGCGAAUACUGUAUAUUAUUAUGAAAGCUUUCUAAUUCUUACAUGGUGCUAAAAUAUGCGUACAAUAAUAUUUGAAAAAAACCAUAGAAAUUGUAAAAUAAUGUAAAAAAGGUCAUUUUCGUUAUUUCCUUGAAAAUAUUAUCGUAAAUUAGAGAAAAAUUACGAUAUUCGUACUGUUACGACUGGGCGUAGAUAUUCGAGACAUCUUUGUUGUUUUACACUUAUUUACACUUUGUUACGUAAGCGUUACGUACAAUUUGACUAAAUUAUUUUAUAACUGUUCUAUAAUGAAACGUUUCAGAUCUCGGCAACUCUCCGAGGACAACCGAUUUUUGUUUACGUUGCAACAAAAUAUCCCUUAACAAUUGUCAAAAAAUGGUUAAAAUUAAUUAUGUACAAUUUAAAGAGGAGGGGAAUUUUUUCUUUUUUCUUUAUUUUAAAAAAAUUAAAUCUAAAAUCCAGAAAGAAAUGUAUUUUCCUCAAAGAAGUUGGGGUUGAUCUUACUACAUCUUAAGACUACCUCUAAGGACGUACGUCCCUAUUUCAUCAGAAGAUCGUUCGAGUAAUUUGACUCAGCCUUUUUGUCGUAUGGCUUCUCAUUGCUGUUUCGUCAGUCUUGAUACUAACAAAUUAUUUCGCUCGCUCAGUCACAUCAAUCAUGAUCAGAUAUAGGUAUAGCGCAUUGAUGGAGAGUUGGCACUUGGAAAGAAUGCAGGUCAGAGUGGAAUACAAUACAAUCAUACGUAAACAAAAUAUAGCAAAAUACGUCUCUUGGCCUUGUACUGUCAUAGAUGCCAACUCUCUGUCAACGCAUAGUACCCAAUGUUGAUACGACAUACUCUUCUUUUAUUAUAUAUGUUAUACUCAAACUGCUCCAGUAAGCGGUAUGUAACUAGUUUUUGAAGUUUAAAUUACUAUCUGAUGUUGUGUACACUACACUACUAUUUUCCAAUGUCAGGUCAUUGAAUUCAUCCCCAGUCAGGUGACUGAUACGUGUCAGUUCUGUUGUCUUCGAUACUUCAUUGGCUCCUUCUUACAUGACAUACUUAUUUGAUCAACUGUUUCUAAUAGGUAUUCCAACAUACAUUCGGUGCUAUAUCACUUCUGCAAUUUUUUUAACAUCAUUCAUUAUAUUUAUUGCAUCAUAAACACGUAUAAAUUAGAGCCACUCAAAAGAAUUCAUGUUUCGCUUCCCGAAAAAAGACAAAUUUUGAUAAAGCAAUAUUGGUAUUCCAUAAAAUUCGAUACCGAAUUAUAUCAAGGGCAGUUUUCAUUUUCAUUUGUGCAUAUCGCGAAUUAUAUUUAUUUUAUUUGUGCCAUAUAUGUAUGUAUAUUCUAAUUGUUUUGUAACCGUUAUAUUAUACUCAUUUACGCUAUUGUAAAAUAUUUGCCAUUCUAGGAGAUAUCAUAUUAUACAAUUUUUCCUAAAUAUAUUAUUUAUUAUUCAGUUGAAUGCCAGAUGCCAAGUGAGGCCUAAAAAAUUCUGUAUAUUCUUAGAUCCACGGAUAAAUUUAUCACAUGUUUCACUUUAUAAUAGUAAAAUGCAAAAUCGUAUAACAAUUCACACGUAAAAAGAUAAUUUGUUUUUUUGGGGAAGAUCAUGUUCCCUUAAAAUUUGUGAAAAGCAAUUAUUGCAGAAAUGAUGUAAACGUAAAUGAUGAAAAUUAUCGGAAAUUUUGUAAAAAAGCAUGUGAGAAUAUUCACACGCUUUUACUCUGUUUUUCUGCCUCGCUUGCUCGCUCGGAAGUUACAGUUGUAGUAAUUUCUCAAUAUAUUUAUACCAGCUUCAGAAAGGGAAGGAACAUUUUAAUAAUAUAAGAUUUUAUGAAAUGGGCUUGUCAAGAGACACAUAAGCUUAAGUUAAACUUUAUCUUUCCUCUAAUAAACUUCUAUUAACUUCUGCAUCAUAUGAAUUGUAUUGUUUCAUACAUUUUAGAUAUUUUAUUCUGUGCUUUUAUUGAAAUGACAUUUCAAUAAGAUGAAUGGUUAAAAUGUGGAUAUGACUGUAACUCAAGAUUAAGGAUGAACUGUGAAGUUUAAAAUUUGCACAUUUCUUCAUGUAAUAUAGUACAUUAAUUUGCCUUUAUCUGAUGUAAAUGCACCUGUAAAACUAUUAAUACAAUAUCAUAAGAGGAGAAACAUAUUAAUCAACGUUUUUAAAAAAUCGAAAUUUAUCUUUUAACAAUUUUCUGUUUGCAAUAUAACGCAAAUAUUUUUAAACAUAAAAAUGAAAAAAAAAAAUGUUUCGUUUAUCAUAGUCGAACUUUGAAGUGAUGUAAUAUAGUAGAAGUAGCGCAGGCAUAUCAUACUGAUAAUAACUGCCAUAACUGAUCAUUAAGGAUAUAUUGAAAGGACACUUUCACCAGAUGAUGGAGCAUUAAGAAGUAUAUAUCCUUUGCUUCCUACAGGUUUAGUUUUAAAGGAUUUGCAAUCUUGUUCUUGUUUGUAACAUGUUAAAUAAAAAAUGUAAAUUUGAUUUUAAUUGUAGCAUUGAAAAGGGAUAACGAAGGAAGUUUCAGAUAAUUAAAAAUAAUUGUUAUACUUUAUAAUCUCAAUACAUAUUUAUAUACUUGGGUAGGUUGUGUUACUGAACAUAUUACAUUUUAUAUUUAUUUAAUAAAAUGUAGACUCUCCAGCGUUUUCGUAGAAUGAAAAAUGAAGUACUCAAGUUUGGAACAUGAUCGUUUAAAAUUAUUAAGUUGCAUUAUAGUUUAGUCGUAUUACGUUUAAUCCUUUUCUCAUUACCAUUAUCUUCCUUAAUAUUCACCGGUAACACACGAAUAUUGUAAAUGAAGAUAUGAAUUUUUACGAUUAAUUUAGCAAUAAUUGGUCAUGUUAGUGCCUAUGUAUAUAUAUAUACAUACAUGCAUACAUACAUACAUACAUACAUACAUACAUACAUACAUACAUACAUACAUACAUACAUACAUACAUACA